Messenger RNA from Branchiostoma floridae (Florida lancelet), 2687 nucleotides. RefSeq lists its product as uncharacterized. Gene Ontology annotation, cellular component: plasma membrane. The transcript has 6 exons. NCBI's taxonomy places the organism in Eukaryota, Metazoa, Chordata, Leptocardii, Amphioxiformes, Branchiostomatidae. The record is from RefSeq and is a predicted model, not a curated record. Bases 47 to 1468 code for a protein of 473 amino acids.
UGUGGCUUGUAAUUGGCUGAGCAAAAAUGACGUCAUAACAAGAGUUAUGGACCGCUGCACCCGUGCCCCGGGAAGCUGUAUCCUAGAACCGUCAGACGAGAUGUUCGGAGGGAACCCGUGUGACCAUAUCGAGGGGGAUGUGGACACGUACCUGAGAGUGGAACACAGGUGUAUAAAUGUUCCGUUGUCCCUAGGUUGCUACCAGGACGAACCAGUUAAUAAACCUCUACUGACUGGUCCCUCUGUCUCUCAUGUCAACACCACCAUUCAAAAGUGUCUGAAAUAUUGUCGAGCCCAAAGCUAUCGGUACGCUGGAGUUGCCAACAGAUUUGGCUGUCGUUGCGGGAACCAAUUACAACAAGACUCUGCCUCCCGCCGACUACCGGUCAACGAGUGCACUGCACCGUGUGGGGGAGACCAGUUCCAGUUCUGUGGAGGUCCCAGCACGUCACAGAGAGUAGAAGUGUUUGAAGCGUCUAUUGGAGCAUGUGGUGGCGAUCUGAAGGCAAAUGAAGGGAUCAUCUACUCCCCUGACUUCCCCGGACCGUACCCACUAGAUCAGAACUGUGUAUGGAACAUACAAGUAGCCCCUGAAAAGGUCAUAAGGGUCAAGUUAGAACUCUUAGACAUCACCGCAGAAGACAGCCUGACGAUUGUAGAGGGCAACUCUUCGCGAUCGAUUGUUACCUUUCUAAACGGUACGUCAGAAUACGUCAGUUUCAGCAGCUAUGUCCGUCUGCAGUUCCUAGCAGGGCCGCGAAGAGCGCAGCAAACGAACGGAUUCAUUCUGCGUUAUGAAGGGGUUGGCCAUUGUGUACCUGUCACAGUGAGUGAUGACGUCAUUUCCGUUUCCCCUAACCAUGGAGGAAACGUCGCUAUUGGCCAACGCGUGACGAUCACUUGCAAAAACGGGCAAAAUGUUACAGUACUGUGUCAGAAGAACGGGACCUUCGACAUCCCUACGCCUUAUUGUUCAGAGACGACAACGGACCGUGGACAGGAUGCUGUGGCGUGGGCAGCCCCAGUUUCCGUCCUGGGGGCCGUUCUACUUGUGUCAAUCGGGGUCUUUGCUAUCUUCAUCGUCAAACGUAGGAGGGCUGCGAAAGAGCCAGGAACCUCCACCCACGAUUACGACAUGGUCGACCCAGGAACCGACGACAACGAUGAGUAUGAGAUGGUCGACACACGUGACUCUCGCCCCCCGGCCAGGGGUCCCCAAGCCCCGGCAGCAUUUCCCCCUCCUCCUGGAGCGUAUGGAGCCCGGUCUGACUCUGCUGACUACCAGGCGCUGGACCCCAGCACCAUGGGAAACACUGACAGUGAAUACACCAGCCUGACAACCAACCGCGCCCACCCAGACUACGAGAACAGCCACGAAUAUCUGGAGCUGUCGAACCAGACAACCAACCGCGUCCGCACAGACGACUCGGACUACGAGAACGACUUCGAAUACGAGGACACUAUCUGACAGUUCAGUUUUUGUCCAGAUUCGGCCAAUCAGAUCGGCUAUACGGCCAUGACGUCAUUCUACCGCCAGAGCCGAGCUGAGUGUUCAACUCACUGAUUUCUGUGAAUUUUGGAAAUGCCUGAUUGAGAUGAGAUUGUGUCGCUGACAACAGUCCAAUAACUGUUAAGGAAGUUAAGUUAAGGAACAUAGUAAUUGGAAUAUAUAGGAAUUUUUAUGGUAAUAAAAUGAGCAUUAUAAUAUGCUAUAUCAUAUUAGGGUUAUUAGAUCUUAGAGUAUCUCUUUUGAAUCAGCUGAGGUGCAUAAAUGGCGCUGGAACUUUUGGAGCGAUUCUGAACAAAAUGUAAUUGAGAAUAACAUUUGUCAAAGAGCCAUCAUGCACCAAGGCAUUUAUUGUACAUUAUUUAAACAAGUCGUCCUUACAUAUCUUAGUAUGAUUCCAUGUAAUAUUUCCUGUGCUCCAUCAUCUACAUGUACCGUCCUCUGUAUGGGUUAAACAAUAGUCGCCAUCAUAUGAACGUCUCAUAGAACUUAACUUAAGUUUUGUAUUACAAUAGAUUGCAAUUUGCGAAAAAAAAGACAAAACGUUUGAAUAAGGUAGAGAAAAAUAUGUCUGCGCCGAUAGCAAGAGUCUGCUCUGUGCCAUUUUCCACUUUAGUAGUUACACAACAAUUGCAUGCUGUUUUGCCGCAGUGAAAAAAUGAAGUAAAACGGUCAAGUUUAGGUACUUCCUCACAGUGUAAAUAUGUCCGUGAGUCGAGUCUGAAACAUAACGAAAUACAAAAUAAAUCAAUAUGAAAAUUGUACAUGGCAUACCGUGAAUAUACGCAUGUAUGAGCAACAUACACCACAACAUACUUAGUGUGCAUUUAGUCUUAUUAGCGGAACUAUAAGAGUACCAAGAAAUCAUCAGACUGUUGUUUCUCUCUCUACGCUGUCAUAUUGAUGCCGCGGUUGAAAUAAGGAAAUAAAAUGAUUAUACAUAACGAACCUGCAAUGCCUGCGUAGUACAGGACUGGAAAUGAGCAUUAUCGAACUAUUGAUGAUGGAAAUGAACUUGUUUCACCGUAGACAGUAAUAUCAAUCAUUUUGAUUUUCAUACAGGCGUGUCAGUUAAGAUAAAUAAAUGUUCAUAAGUAGAAAUCGUUAACUACUAACAACACAAAUAACUCAAGAUAACUUGAUAUAGCAGGAAUUGAUAAUAGUACUAAGUAUGCACGUU